This is a messenger RNA of Selaginella moellendorffii, 2067 nucleotides long. RefSeq names its product thermostable carboxypeptidase 1. Gene Ontology annotation, molecular function: metallocarboxypeptidase activity. Lineage: Eukaryota; Viridiplantae; Streptophyta; Lycopodiopsida; Selaginellales; Selaginellaceae. Gene Ontology annotation, biological process: proteolysis. Bases 1 to 2067 code for a protein of 688 amino acids. The transcript is spliced from 5 exons. The record is from RefSeq and is a predicted model, not a curated record.
AUGGCUAUGGAGGCGACGACGCAGGCGAUGAAGAGCUUGAAGCAGCGCCUAGGAGAGAUCGAGGCGCUGGGAGGAAUGGGCAAUCUCCUCUUCUGGGACAAGCAGGUAAUGCUCGCGGCGGGAGGCCAUGGCGCCAGGAAGAAGCAGAUGGAGACCCUCGCGCUCGUUGCCCACGAGCGCAGGACGAGCAAGGAGCUGGGGGAUUGCCUGGAUGCGCUCCACAAGCAUCCGGAUCUGCGGGCUGUGCUGUCGCCAAUGGAGGCCGCGACUGUGAGGGAGGCGAGGAGGGACUACACGCGCGCGACGAGAAUGCCGAAGGAGCUAGAGGUGAGAUUGGCGGCUCUGCGAUCCUCCGGCUACGAUGCGUGGAGCAAGGCUCGCGAGACGAGCGACUUCCAGAUCAUGGUACCGGCGCUCGAGGAAUGGCUGGAGGCUCUCAAGGAGGAGGCGGCAGCGGUGGCUCCCGAGAUGCGUCCCUACGACUACUGCCUGGACAAGUUCGAGAGGGGCGCCACGGUCGAGAAGAUCGACGCCAUAUUCUCGUCGAUCAAGCAGCCGCUCAUCGAUCUGCUGCGAAAGGUGGUGGCCGAGAACAAGAGCGUGGCAAUCCCAGGCUGGAGCGAGCUCAAGUUCCCGCUGGAUUCGCAGAAGAAGCUCGGCGAGAAGAUCGUCCGGGAGAUGGGAUUUAAGCUCGAGAACGGCCGGCUGGACAACUUUGGCGGCCAUCCCUCGACGACUCCCAUCUCCAGCCCGACCGAUGUGCGCCUCACCACUCGCUACCUCGAGGACAACUUGAUGUUUGGGAUUGGAGCGACGAUCCACGAGGCCGGGCAUGGAUUGUACGAGCAAGGCCGGGACUUGGAGGCCUCGGAGAACGGGCUCAUAGCCUCCGGGCCCCCGAGCUUGGGACUCCACGAAUCCCAGUCGCUGCUCUGGGAGAGAUCCGUGGGACUGAGCCGCGAGUUCUGGAGCCACUACUGGAGCCGCGGCGUCGUAGAGGCCUUUCCGGAGCUGGAGAGCUCGCUGGGGAGGAUCAGCCACGAGGAUUUCUACCGCCAGAUCAACGUGGUGAAGCCCGGCUUCCAGAUCAGAGUGGACGCCGACGAGCUCUCGUAUCCGUUGCAUGUCCUGCUGCGCUACGAGAUCGAGAAGGGGCUGUUUGACGGCAGCUUGAGCGUCCAGGAGAUCCCGGGAGUUUGGAAGGCCAAGAUGGAGGAGUACGUUGGCGCUGCUCCAAAGGAUGAUGCCGAGGGGUGCUUGCAAGACGUGCACUGGGGGAUGGGAUCUUUUGGUUACUUCCCAACUUAUGUGAUUGGAGCGAUCUAUGCGUGCCAGAUCUUUGAUGCUGCGGACAGGGAUAUGGGUGGCGAGCUCCGGCAACAAGUUGGAGAGGGAAGGCUGUUGCCACUGAGAGAAUGGCUCCGGGAUAAGAUCCACAGGGUUGGGAGUGUGUAUGAGACUGCGGAGGAGCUGGUGGAGCUGGUCACUGGCAAGCCUAUGGAUACGGGGUUGUAUUUGGGCCAUCUUACCACCAAGAUCCCGAAUACCAUACUUGCGCUCGGUCCGGCAUUCGUUUUCCAGCCAUGCCCUGGUUCCGCUGGGUUGUUCCUUGGCCUUUUUCAAGAGUUUCUGCUUCUCGUGGGGAAGGGUCUUAAGACUAGCUUGAUCGCCACGCUGGGCUCAGCUGCCCUGAAGUUAAGCAGGACCAUUUCCCAGUCUCUCUUUUCGUCCAAGUACUUCUCUGCUUUCCAGUUUGGCUGGACAUUGGGUGAGCUGCCCGACAACGGGUUCACGUUCAAGCACAAGCUGGGCACCAAGGUUGGUGGUGUGCUCUUCGACAGCGAUGGCGUCUGGUACUCCUCAGUAGACCUCCUCAAGAGAACUAUUACGUGGCCAAAGACGACAUACAGGCAGCUCUUGCCUGAACCCUUGGCACCUGUUAUGAUUAACCCACGGAAACCGUAUCAUCUCAUGGAGGAAGCAUAUUCCGAUCGACCACAAAAGAGAACUCCGGAGGUGGCCGGUGUACUGGAAAUGGCACCCUCCACCCUAAACUUCCGCCAUUGA